UCAGCCCCGGCCCGGCUCAGCUGUCGUCCCCCUGUGCCCUGUCACUCCUCCGGCCCCGGCCCCGAGCGCUCUGCGGCCCCGGCCCCGGCCCCGGCUCCUGGGGCUCCUUCAGCGCAGGCAUGACGGAGAAGGAGGUGCCAGAGCCGCCGGCCUCGCCCGCCGCAGGUGGCAAAGCCAAGAGCCGGCAGCUGCAGAAGCUGAAGGGAAUUUUCCAGCGCAAAGCCAAAGAGGAGGCGGCGCAGGAGGCGCAGCCCAACGGGGAACUGCUGAGCCCCUCGGGGGGACCCCUCUUCUACAUCUACGAGGAUGAGGAGGACGAGGAGGAGGAGGAGGAGCCGGAGCCGCCGCCGGAGCCGGAGAAGCUGAUCAACGACAAACCGCACAAAUUCAAAGACCAUUUCUUCAAAAAACCCAAAUUCUGCGAUGUUUGCGCCCGCAUGAUCGUCCUGAACAACAAGUUCGGGCUGCGGUGCAAGAACUGCAAAACCAACAUCCACCAGCACUGCCAGGGCUACGUGGAGAUGCAGCGCUGCUUCGGCAAGAUCCCGCCCGGGUUCCGCCGCGCCUACAGCUCCCCCCUGUACAGCGAGCGGCAGCUGGGGGGCGCCCGCGAGCUCGGUGAGCAGCGGCUCCGACCCGUGUUCGAGACGCUGCGCACCGGGGUCAUCAUGGCCAACAGGGAGCGCAAGAAGGGCCAGGAGGACAAGAAAAACCCCAUCCCCACUUUGGCCCCAUCCACCCUCACCCAAUCCCGACCCCUCCUUUCCUCCCCAGGCGCCUCCGAGGGCGACAAAAAAGCCGAGAAAAGCCCGGCGGACGAGAAGAGCAAGAAGCCGCAGCCGGGGGGGUUCCUGCAAUCAUUAUUUCGUGGCCUUUAUCGAUUCAAAGCCCUGGAGAAGGACGACCUGGACUUCCCGCCGGGGGAGAAGAUCACGGUGGUUGACGACUCCAACGAGGAGUGGUGGCGGGGCAAAAUCGGGGAGAAAGUUGGGUUUUUCCCUCCUAAUUUCAUCAUCCGGGUGCGGGCGGGCGAGCGGGUGCACAAAGUGACGCGUUCCUUCGUUGGAAACCGGGAAAUCGGGCAAAUCACGCUGAAAAAGGAUCAGAUCGUGGUGCAGAAGGGGGAGGAGGUGAACGGAUACGUCAAAGUGUUCACGGGCCGCAAAGUGGGGCUGUUCCCCGUGGACUUCCUGGAGGAAAUCUGAG
Molecule: messenger RNA, 1206 nt
Organism: Zonotrichia leucophrys gambelii
Lineage: Eukaryota; Metazoa; Chordata; Aves; Passeriformes; Passerellidae
Product: SH3 and cysteine-rich domain-containing protein 3-like
Biological process (GO): positive regulation of voltage-gated calcium channel activity; positive regulation of protein localization to plasma membrane; skeletal muscle contraction
Cellular component (GO): extrinsic component of cytoplasmic side of plasma membrane
Molecular function (GO): protein binding
Source: RefSeq, a predicted model, not a curated record